CUGUUCCAAACGGAACGAAGGAAAAAAAAUUUACUACUGUCAAACAUUUUAGGUUAUGUUUACGAUACCGUACAAAAUACAAAUAAUCACUUUUAAUUAGGUUUUUGAGAUAAAACUUGAAAAAAAAUCAUGCUUAAUGCAAUUCGGAAAAGUUUACCGGCUCCAAUAAACUACGUGGUGCGGUUGUUCCAAACAUCCGCGCCCGUAGCUACGGAAAGGUUUGUCCACAAACGGAUUCCCGCAGACGAUGAAGGCGUUCAGGGCGAAAAGAUCAUCGAUCUGGAUAAUCAGCUCAAAUUGAAACAAAAUAUAUUUCCAACUGCAGAUUCAGAUAACCUACUCUUCAACGGAGUACCCUACAAAGAUCUUCCUGUGUGCAAUGUCAGAGUGAGUCAUAACAACACCAUUUUCACGGUGACCGAUGCUGCGGGUGUUGUAAAACUCAUAAAGUCCUGUGGAAUGGAGGGAUUCAAGAAUACCAAGAAAGGGACUAACAUUGCUGCACAGACCACUGCCAUCAGUAUAGCUACUAGAGCCAUUGAGAGAGGAAUUAAAACUGUGAGAGUCAAAGUCAAAGGCUUAGGACCAGGCAGAUUGUCUGCAGUAAAAGGUUUACAAAUGGGUGGUCUAGAAAUAAUCUCAGUGACAGACAACACGCCUGUUUCAUGGAACCCUCCUCGUCCAAGAAAGGCAAGGAGAUUGUAAAUUAUUCUAUUAUUAUUUAGUUUUUAGUGUAAUAGUAAUAUAAAUUUGUUGUACAAGAUUGUUUUAUUAUAAAUCCUUAACUUAAUAUUUACAAUA
This is a messenger RNA of Hyposmocoma kahamanoa, 801 nucleotides long. It is a transcript of the gene mRpS11, whose product is annotated as 28S ribosomal protein S11, mitochondrial. The transcript is spliced from 4 exons. Gene Ontology annotation, biological process: maturation of SSU-rRNA from tricistronic rRNA transcript (SSU-rRNA, 5.8S rRNA, LSU-rRNA); translation; ribosomal small subunit assembly. Gene Ontology annotation, molecular function: structural constituent of ribosome; small ribosomal subunit rRNA binding; mRNA 5'-UTR binding. The coding region runs from base 130 to 705 and encodes 191 amino acids. NCBI's taxonomy places the organism in Eukaryota, Metazoa, Arthropoda, Insecta, Lepidoptera, Cosmopterigidae. Gene Ontology annotation, cellular component: ribosome; mitochondrial small ribosomal subunit. The record is from RefSeq and is a predicted model, not a curated record.